AUGUGGCUCCUCAGCAGCGAUGGCAACCUCUUCGCGGGCAAGAGGUUCUGGCUGCCACCCGGAUCUACCCAUCUCCUAGGACGCACCUCUGGCAAGACGGAGACUGGCGAACGAAUACAGUUCAUCGACCACAAGUCGGUGUCCCGGAAGCAUCUCGUCAUUACCGUGGGCCAGGUCACGAGCGUAGACCUCUCGAAGUUGCACCAGCGGACUGAGAUUACCAUCAAAGAUGACUCCAAAGCCGGCACCUCGCUCGAUGGCGAACGCUUCUCGAAAGCAAGCAAGACAUUCGAUGGAAGCAAGACGGAGCAUGUGAUCAAGUUGGGGAGCUACGAGCAGGUGUUCAAAUUGACGUGGCUGCCUGUCAUCCUCAGCUGCGCCAGUCCUGGUAAACCUAAGCAUGAAGCCUUUGCAGCAAAGCGAGAGCAGUUGAGCGGCACAGACAUCAAUAUCGUGGCAGAGUAUGUUUCGAAUGAGACGACACAUGCGGUGGUCAAGUCACGCAAUCAUCCGAUUGGGAUGCAAGCGCUUCUACAGGCAAGGUGGAUGGUUGAUUAUGCAUGGCUCGAUGCUGUUUCCGAGGUCACGAGACGGACAUCCCCAGAUGCGAAUGGCGAGCUGAGGAGUGCCUUGGAGGAUGACUUUGAUGCGAGCUGGCCGCGGGAAGAUCAGUAUCUACCGCCUGCCAAGGGUGAGCCAGUAAAGAGACCGGACGAGUAUCUCCUACCCAAGCCAGAACGGGCAGACGUUUUCCAGGAUUUCAUUUUCAUCCUUCUCGCGCAGGGUCAAUUCAACACUCUCCUCCCUGUGAUUACAACGGGAGGCGGCAAAGCACUGUUAUGGGAAGCCGAUGAAAAGAGCACGACGGAGGAUUUUGUUGCGUAUGUGUGGGGAGUGGCUGGUAGAAAAGGCAGCGGAGAGUACAACUUGAAUGAGCAGACAGGCAAAGGUGGCGUGGUGAUUGUCAGGCUUAACGGAGACACAGAUUGGCAAAGGAGCUUCAUGUUUGAUGUGGAUCAGGCGCUUAAGCAGCGCUCGAUCUUGCAGAAUGAGUUCCUCGACCUGAUCUUGAUGAAUGAUGCAAGUGCCGCACGACAGCCACUCCCUGAAACACAAUCGUCUGUUCGUGAUGUACCUGCAAGUCGCACGAGAGCUCACGUACCAAUUGUGCAACCACAAAGUCCGCCACAGGAAGAUCAACCGAUGGCUGGAAGCGAAGAGCGAGGGAGAGUAAUGGAGAGUCGUGAAAGAAGUGUGCAUGAGGUAGAGGACGUGCCACCGGCAGAGCAGCCCGUCGAAGAAGAAGAGCAACCGACGGCCACGAGGCGAAAGUGGAACAAACGUGCCAUCACCAAGUCUCGUUUUCAAGGCUUCGAUGACUUCGACACUAGCCAAUACACCAAGCCAGCUUCGCCAGAACCAGAGCCUAGCUAUGCCGACCCAAGUCAAGCUGACAGUGCCCAAGGCAUGGAUGUGGACCCAAGCCAGACAUCACACCCCCAACAAACACAGCAAAGCUCACGGAAACGUCCUGCACCUAUCGAUGAGGAGGUCGAGGAGCCAGGGAACACGCUGGACGGCUUAAUGCACGGCCAAGCAGCAAUGAAACGCGUUCGCACCGAAGCAGCUGCCAAGGGCGAGAAGAACGGCUUCGCGAAAUCGUUCACCGAAGCGGACAAAGCGGCGACAGAAAAGGCAGCGCAUGCCAAGAAGAAGGAGAAGCAGAUCGAUGUCAAAGCCGCGCUGGCCAAGCGCAAAGAGGAGGAUGAAGAGCGUCGUCGUAAGGACGAGGAGGCGCUGCAGCGGCAGAUGGAAGUCGUGGACAUUGGCAGCAUCGAGCCGGACGUCGUGGAGAUGGAGAUCUUAGUCCGCGAACGAACAGCUCGCGCUGCCAAUGGCGUCGAGCAAGGCGACCGAUGGGAUCCAGCGUGGAAUGGAAGGAAGAACUUCAAGAAGUUCCAGCGACAAGGCCAACGGCGCGGCGGGCCAAGAUUACAGCGUGUUAUCGUGCCGCUGGAGGAAGCGGUCAAGAAACCGUAUGGAGCGGGGGACGAUUACUGGCUGUUGAAUAACAGUACUGCAGGAACGAGCCGGAAUGCACGCCAGAGUCAAAGCCAAGGACAAGGCCCAUCCCAAACUGUCCGGAGCACUGGCACGCAAGCCCAAGGCGAAGAAACCCAGCACACCUCUCCCGGCUCCCUAAGUUUCCGCCGCGCACUCCAACGCAGCCGAGAAGAGGACGCCGAAGUCGAAGCGGACGAUAACGAAUUAGCGGCCGUCAGGGGUACCAACUCCGCCGGCCGUGCUGUCACCAAUUCCUCUGGAUGGAGUGCUCUCGCCGCUCAGAGCCAGACGUUCGGGAGUGCGAGUCAGCGGAAGGCGGCGGGGAAGCGACCGGCUAGUUCGCAGGGUGGUGGCGGGGCGGCGAAGAAGGCCAGGACUGCGGCGCCUGUUGCUUCCGCUUCGACGAGGGCGGUGACUGGUACCGCUGCUGCUGCUGCUGCUGCUGAUGAUGGGUUAAAGUUUCGGAGGAGGAAGAGGGAUUAG
This is a messenger RNA of Recurvomyces mirabilis, 2547 nucleotides long. RefSeq lists its product as uncharacterized. The transcript has a single exon. The record is from RefSeq and is a predicted model, not a curated record. Bases 1 to 2547 code for a protein of 848 amino acids. Gene Ontology annotation, biological process: double-strand break repair via homologous recombination; mitotic G2 DNA damage checkpoint signaling. Gene Ontology annotation, cellular component: Mre11 complex. Gene Ontology annotation, molecular function: damaged DNA binding; protein binding. NCBI's taxonomy places the organism in Eukaryota, Fungi, Ascomycota, Dothideomycetes, Mycosphaerellales, Teratosphaeriaceae.